AUGGUCUGUGCCUCCCAGUCACACAGGGGCCAUGGUGAGGCCGGCGAUGAGCCUCAAGCAUAUGUCGAUGACUACUCCGCAGAGGUGUGGAUCUCUCUGAUCCAUAUCCUCUCUACCGCUGCGACGGUGCUCGGGCCACAUGCCGGCUUCUGGCCUGUGUUCGAAGCUUCUCUGACCCAAUGGAGGGCAAGUCUGCCUCCUCGCCGGAAAGUGUUGACAGCGGAGAUGAUCUGGUACUCUUUGCUCAGUCUCUGCGCUCUUUCGCAAUUCUCAGCUUCUACGGGAACAACAGGGUCAACACCUUUGCUUACGCAGCAGUGGCCACUCGUUGUGCAAGCUCUUACAGCUACGAAGCUCCGCUAUGAGGAAGCUGUAGAGCAGGCCAUGCCUAGUGCAGCUGUGAGCAAGAGGGAUCAGUACAUUCGAGCAAUCGUGCAGAGAUGCUUCAAUUUAGUAUCUCUUUGGCAAUGGAAAAUGGACGGAGCGGAUAUAGCGCUCUCUAAGCUCUUCGACAUCUUCAAUGACCACAGAUUGGCAGAUCUGCCCAGUGAAGAGGACCACGAUUUCCCGCCUUUCCUCAGGGAAUACGAUGCUCGUCUCCUGUUCGACGAAAGCAAGAGAGAAGCAACGAGCUACCACAUCUUUCUCAAACUACUGGCGCGAGCAGGUCGAGACCUGCAAGCGACCGCCAAAGACUCAAGAGACGCUGAGCGUCGGGUUGCCCGCCUCUUCUCCCGCGUCUCUCCUGUGCGGGUUAUGUCGUUCACCAGAGCAAGUCCGCCAACUUCGCGAGAGCGAUCUUCGCUCUUCAAUCACUAUGCUGUCGUGAUGACACAUCUCUACUUGAUGCCUUCCGCUGGCGCACAGCGUCUGCGACAGAUCAAGAGCUUCCUUGUCUUCAAAGAUGCCGAUGCGCAAAGUCAGGUCACUUGCAUCAGAGCCAUGCUGUACGCAGCUAUCAUCCUUAGACACUACGAGCUCGACAUCUCUGUCAUUGCCACCUGGUUUGGUGCAAUCUUCAAGACGCUUCUAGUCGAAGCAGAGGAGGUCAAUAGGUUGUCGACGAAGAAUGAGCCCGGGAAUCACUUCGAGUCCUUGCGACAGGCUCGAAGAGUGAACAGUCUCUUGCUGACAUCACUGAGGUCGAUUCAACACAUCAUUGAGCACCAAGGCUUGCGAGAAGAGGGCGAAUCGCAUGCGCGGUCAAUGGCGUCGACGCCAUCGUUCCCAGACAUUCAACUCCUGGAUCGCGCCUGGACCUCAGAUAUCCUGGAAUCGCAGACAGCAAUCGACCCCGCGGUGGGCAUGGAGGUACUCAAGUGCAUUCAGGUAUGUCUGCUACAUCGCAAUACGUGCAUGGAUGCUAUUGCUUCACGGCCGACAACUGCCUUAUCCAAUGCAGAGCAAGGCGAAUCUCAAGACAGCUUCGGUCAGCUUUUCGAAGACGUAGGAGAUGAUGCAUUCGACUUCUCGGAUCCUGCCUUGGACGAUAUGCUGGGCGACAAUGCUGCUGCUGCAGCUCGUGAGCAGCGACUAGUGGCUCUGCGAGAGUCUGACAUGGCUCUGGCUCAGCACCUGCGUGACAACAUUUCCCCUGCCUUCUUCAGGCUUCUCUCCAACAUCUACCACCCGGAUCGUCAAUAUGUAGAGCUGCUGAUCGACUGUUGGGCAGGUUGCGCCCACGUUCUCGUUCAGAAUGGCCUACGCGACUGGCACGGAUAUCUCACGUACGGCAACGAGUCGUGGAAGCGUCUCGUCGACGCCACGGGCAAGCGAGACGUAGGCCUUCGCUUCUUGCAGAAUGUAGCCGUGUUGGAUCCGAAUGCGUAC
Molecule: messenger RNA, 1830 nt
Organism: Microstroma glucosiphilum
Lineage: Eukaryota; Fungi; Basidiomycota; Exobasidiomycetes; Microstromatales; Microstromataceae
Exons: 3
Biological process (GO): replication fork processing; double-strand break repair via homologous recombination
Cellular component (GO): Cul8-RING ubiquitin ligase complex; nucleus
Source: RefSeq, a predicted model, not a curated record